This is a messenger RNA of Dentiscutata erythropus, 3024 nucleotides long. The record is from the annotation of a GenBank genome assembly. Lineage: Eukaryota; Fungi; Glomeromycota; Glomeromycetes; Diversisporales; Gigasporaceae.
AUGAAAGUCUUUAGUUGCUUACCACCUGCACCAAAUUGGAAUUCUUCAAAGGCUGCAACAAUUUCUAUAGAAGAAAACCUAUUCGCCUAUGCUUCUUCAAACGAUGUUAUAUUAUUAAACGCUGAAACACUUCAGUAUGUGGGUAGAUUUCGCGGACACACAGACAGGGUGAACGCGGUAGACUUUUGUGACAAUCUUUGUGCUAGUGGAGGUGCUGAUACCACAAUUAGAUGUUGGGACGCGUUGACUCAAAAACAAAUGGCUAUUUUGAAGCAUCAUAAGAGUGAAAUCUAUGCUUUGGCGUGGGUGAAAGACAAAAAAUUUAUAGUAUCAGGAGAUAAAUCCGGUGAUAUUUCUAUAUGGAAUCCGUCAAAAAACAAGUCCAACAAACUUUAUUUUAUUCAGUCUCCAAUAUACAAUAUUGCACCAUCACCUACAAUUGAAAGUUCAUUGGCAAUCGGGUUUCAAAAUGGAGCUAUAAUUGUCGUUAAAAUUGACUCUGAAUUGAAUGGAAGGAUAGCGCGUCGACUAAAUGGUCAUGACUUUGAAAUUCAAAGCCUAUCAUGGGAAUUACCAAAUGGAGAUUGUCACACUGCAAAAUAUACUUUACUUGCUUCCGGAUCUCGAGAUAAAACUAUACACAUUUGGAACGUCGAAGAAGAAAGCUCAAUAAAAACAAUUAAUUUACCCCACCCGAUGCACCAUCUUACCGACCAACAAAAAUCACGAGUGGGUGACUUACUCAUAUGGGAUUUAAAUGUUUCAACUACGAAAUAUCAAAAAUUAAGUGGCCAUUCUCGAAGCGUUUUUUCAAUUGUGAUGUAUGCAUGUGGUACGAAAGCUAUAACAGUGUCGAUGGACCGAAAGAUUAUUCUCUGGGAUCUUAUCCAAAAAAAACAAAUUUUUACCGUCUCUUGUAUUCACAAUUACGUUAGUGACAUUGACGUUUCUGUAGUGGAUCCACAUAGGCUUGCCAUUGCAAGUGGUGAUAAUAAUAUCCGUGUAUGGGAUAUCGCGAAUAAGCAUGAUCCAUUUAGCUGCACAUUGUAUUGGAAGGGCCUAAAAAAUAAACUUACAUGCAUAAAAUGCCACCCAAAUCGUGAAGGGUUCCUUGCAUUUGGAACCGAUCUGGGUAAUAUUGGCUGGUAUGAAAUAUAUAACGACAAAUCCAAAACUUUCAAUUCUUAUCAUAAGAGCAAGGUCUAUUCUAUCCAUUGGUGUAAACCUGAAUGGCUAGGUCUAGGUUCAACAAAUGAGAAUUCGGACCAUAGCUUAAUUAUCAGUUGUGGUGGGAAUGGCCAAAUACUUUUAAGUGAUACUACGAAACCAAAGCAAUCUAUGAUCGUAAAUGACAUGAUAAAAGAUGCAAAUCCCGAGUGGACUGCGGUUAUGAAGGAUAAGUCUGGUUAUCUACCAAAACGUACCGAAAUUGCGGUUCACCCAGCGGGUAGAUUUCUUGCUAUUGGUAAUUUCGAUGGUAGCAUCGAGGUUUAUGAUCUACCGUAUGCUAAGGCGAUGGUUCCUAUUGAAGUUCAAAUGCUUGAUAAUUUCAACAAAUUUUCAAUUUCAGAUGACGUAGGAAAUUCAUUUUCCCUUGCGUCUGGAGCAGAUGAUAAUUUAAUUAUGAUUCACGAUUUUUCCGAUUUAAAUAAAUUGAUUUCUACAACUACUGUACCAACUUCUUCAUGCAAACAAGUCCUUGAAAUGCAUAAGAAAGGAGUAACUGACUUAUCUUGGAGCCCUUCUGAUGCUAACAAAUUGGUCUCUUCAUCGUUUGAUGGCACUGCUAUUGUGUGGGAUAUACAGCAUGGUAUUCCAAUUUCUAUAUUUCGUGGCCAUCAUGGUCGAUUAUUAUGUACAGUUUGGAGCCUAGAAGAUGAAGAUGCAGUUUUCACAGGUGGAGACGAUGCUGCAUGCUUUUGCUGGAAAAUAUCUGAAAAUUUGUAUGAACACCCUAAAGAUUUCAGUUCAGAAAUUAAAAGUGACAUCGUCCUGUCUGAUGCUGUUACAAAAGAUAAUAUAUCGCAGCCAUUAGCUGAACCUACUUUAACGACACUCGAUAAGAUAGAACAUACGACAACGGCAACACAUGCAACGACAGAUACACCCGAGCCAAUUCAGAAGGCUGAAGUUCGCGCAUCCAAAAAAAAAAAGUUUAAGAACCUUUUACCUUUGGGAACAUCUCCUUCUCGAAGAAAAAAUCUUCAAUACAGCACUUUUGAUAUUGCAAGAAAGUUAUAUGGUGGUGAUAUAGCAAAAGCAAUGGAAUUUUGGGUAGAUAAUGAGCAUAAAGGUCAAAAGCUAACCGAUGAAACAGAUAAUAUCGAUAUCCAAACUCCACCAUUUGUAGAACUGUUUUUUGUAAAGUCGCAUAAUAAUUCAGGAAUUUCUAUGGGUCUAGGAGGCUUGGAAGUCGGCCCUGCUUUGCCUUUGCAAAUUUGGUCUAAUAAUUUUGCUGAGCUGAUUAAAAAUUAUGAAGAUAAUGAGUUUUCCAAUAAAGAUUGGAUACUUCUUGCCCUUAGUCCAUUGGCUGGCCGAGAUGUAUGGCAGUCCUUGGUACGCCUUCAAGCUGAGAAACUUGUAGCCAAAAACGACCGUCAUGGUGCGGUUUUAUGUUGGUUGGCAUGUGGAGAAGUCUAUGAGGCUGUCGAAGUUUAUCGCAAAGCUGAAAUGUAUCGUGAAGCGAUCGCUUUAGCAAAACUUCGUUUGAUCGAUGAGGAUCCUAUCUUUUCGGAUCUAUAUAGCUUAUGGGCUAUUCAAUUAGAAAAAGAAGAAGCAUACGAACAGGCUGCUAUGUGCCAUUUAGCUGCGAAAAAGGAAAAUUCAAUUCAUCAUGCAUUAAACGCUUUAUCACGUCGUGGUGAUCCCUCAGCAUUACGUACUGCAGCAAGUUUAGCAUUGAUGCUUGGGGAUUCGUCUGCGGAAGAAAGAAUAUCGAGAUAUUCUGAAGAUCAGGAAAUAAGAAGCUCUAAAAAAAGUAACCAAAUAGAAUCAUCAGAUAAUGUGAAACAAAUUGAAGAGUAG